UCCCCGCCCUCCCGCCGCCGCCGCCGCCGCCGCCACCGCCGCCCGCCCGCCCGCGCUCGCUCGCGCUCCCCGCCGGCCGCCCGCCGUCUUCCGUCGGUUCUCUCGGUAGUCCGCCGCCGCCCCCUCAGCCCGCCGCCCGGCUCUGAGCUCGCAACUCGCGGACCGGCGUCCUCGGCGCGGAGAGCCGGACUUGGAGCCGCCGCCUGAGUUGCCUUUCAUCUGUGAAGUUUAGGGUGCUUUGUAGAACUUCUGCCGUACAGGCCGUGGGUGUUGCAGCGCAUUUGUAAGCAAUGGCUGCCAUCCGGAAGAAACUGGUGAUUGUUGGUGAUGGAGCCUGUGGCAAGACUUGCUUGCUCAUCGUUUUCAGCAAGGACCAGUUCCCAGAGGUGUAUGUGCCCACCGUGUUUGAGAACUAUGUGGCAGACAUCGAGGUGGAUGGGAAGCAGGUGGAGCUGGCUUUGUGGGACACAGCUGGGCAGGAGGAUUACGAUCGCUUGCGGCCCCUCUCCUACCCGGACACCGACGUCAUACUGAUGUGUUUCUCCAUCGACAGCCCUGAUAGCUUAGGUGAGCGGACAGGAAGGACAGUGGCUGCCAGGAGUUACUGCUCAGUUAGUACUGUUUCAGCUUUGGAAGGUGGAAAGUGCUGGAGGUGA
Manis javanica (Malayan pangolin) is the source of this 656-nucleotide messenger RNA. The record is from RefSeq and is a predicted model, not a curated record. NCBI's taxonomy places the organism in Eukaryota, Metazoa, Chordata, Mammalia, Pholidota, Manidae.